AGGUCGAUAUUACAUAAGUUUUACACUGAUCCAACACUUCCGGGUAGUCGUGCGCAUAGCAAUGAGGAAUAUGCAACAUUAAAUUGAAGCAUAAUAGAGUGGUAUAUGCUAAAAUCAAUGAUGAAAAAGUGGCAGGAUAGUGUUAUCUGUAUGACACGGCGUAACGUGGAAGAAAAAGCAGAUGGAGUGACGUUAUCAUGGGAUAAUAUUAAUGUUCAUGUUAAACCAAAACGUCGUAUAUGCUGCAGACGACAAGACUCGAUAGACCCUCCAAACCAAAUUCUGAAAAAUGUUUAUGGAAGCAUAAAGCCAGGAACGCUACUUGCUAUCAUUGGGGCGAGUGGUUCUGGAAAGACAACUUUGCUGAAUACCCUGACAACAAGGGUGGACACAAACUCUCUAUCAAUCACAGGUGAUAUCAGAGUCAAUGGAAAAGUUGCUGGUACAAAUAUAAGAGAUAUUUCUGCAUACGUUCGUCAGGACGACAUGUUUAUUGCCACAAUGACAGUAAAGGAACAUCUCACAUUUAGGGCCUUACUAAGGAUGGAUAGAACUUUGUCGAAGGAUAAAAGGCUGGCUCGAGUACAAGAAGUUAUUCAUGAACUUGGUCUGCAGAAAUGUAUGAAUAACAUGAUUGGGGAUCCUGGCCGAAUAAAAGGGAUAUCUGGAGGAGAAAUGAGGCGACUCUCCUUUGCUUCAGAGAUACUAAAUGAUCCACCACUAUUAUUUUGUGAUGAACCAACAUCUGGACUUGAUUCAUUCAUGGCUGAAAGCAUCGUUCAAAAUCUGAGAUCUAUGACAAACAAAGGAAAAACGGUUAUGUGUACAAUUCACCAGCCUUCCUCGGAAGUUUUCUUUUUAUUCAACCAAAUUCUUAUAAUGGCUGAAGGAAGAGUCGCAUUUCUCGGAGGUAUAAAUGAUGCCCUCAACUUUUUCUCAAGUGUCGGUAAGCCCUGCCCACAGAAUUACAACCCUUGUGAUUUCUUUAUAGCGUCUAUGGCUGUGGUACCUGGUAAUGAAGCUGAAUGCAGAAGCAAUGUAAAGACAAUAUGUGAUGAAUUUGAAAAGACGACAAAUGCCAUCGAAAUGAAAAAUGAAAAUCAUCCAAAGGAAAUAAACAGUUCCUCCAGAAGUUCACUACUCGUCUCAGAAAGCUCGGAUAGAUAUGGGUCACCUUGGUAUGAACAAUUUGCGGCAGUUUUAACACGAUCAUGGAAGACAACUCUAAGAGAACCUAUGGUUAUGAGAGUAAGACUAGUUCAGACAAUCGUAUUAUCCAUAGUUCUCGGGCUGAUCUAUCUCCAGUUAAACCACGACCAAGAAGGUGUUAUGAACAUCAAUGGGGUCAUAUUUCUUAUACUUAUAAAUAUGACUGUUACAAAUAUGCUUGGUGUACUAAAUUCUUUCCCUUUAGAGACACCAAUAUUCAAACGAGAGUACGGCAUUGGGCUGUACAGGGUGGACAUUUACUUUAUUAGCAAGACUCUAGCAGAGCUGCCUUCAUACUUAAUCAUUCCAGUUAUCUUCUCAGCUAUUGCAUACUGGAUGAUUGGGUUAUACAAUACACUGGAAGCAUUUCUUGUGUUUACUGCCGUGAUUGUGCUUGUUUCAAAUAUAUCAGUUUCAUUUGGCUAUAUAGUGUCGGCGGGUACUAACUCCGUGACCACAGCAUUGGCAAUUGCUCCACCAACACUUAUUCCACUAGUAAUGUUUGGUGGAUUUUUCUUAAAUUCAGAUUCCGUCCCAGUUUAUUUUAUUUGGCUGGAAUAUUUAUCAUGGUUCAAAUAUUCAAAUGAGCUACUUAUGGUAAACCAGUGGGAUGAUGUUGACAUGUUAUCUUGUGAUAGUAACAGUACAUCUCCUGUUGACAGCUGUCAUUUUCACAACGGAAAGCAAGUUAUACUGUAUCUAAAUUACAGCAAGGACAAUCUGUGGUUUAAUAUCGGUCUGCUGCUAGCAAUGCUGAUUGUUUACAGAAUAAUAGCCUUCAUACUUUUACUUGUGAAGGCAAGGAGCUCUAAAACCUAGACAGUGUUAUGCGACCUGUUGCUUUUAUUGCUUUAUUUAUGGCAACAAGAAACUCUUUCUAUGAAUUCUUUUUUGUUUUUAAUGUAAUUUAGUUUUGGUUAUGUUGUGUGUAGAGUAGCAAAGAAGCUUUAGAAAUCUACAGUGCUGUCUACUGACGGUGAAAAGAAUGAACAAAAUUAAUUAUCAUUUUUUAUUGUAUUUGUUUUGUGUCAAUAAUAGUUACAAGAUCAUCCUCUGUAAAUAUUAACUCAUAUGUGCUGUUUCUUAUCGUUUUUGUCGAAAAAUCAGAAGAGUAAUUGUUUCGGCAAUUAGAUUGAGCGUUACAAUUAGCACUAUGAACAUUACACGAUACACCUUUCAGUCAUUAUAUCAAAAUAAGAUGGUUUCUUAUCAAGAAGUGGCUAAAUCACUACACUGAAAGGAUACAGAACAAGUGCAUCAUAUUUUUCUUGCAUAAUUUUAUUCAAUUCUAAACAAUGUUAAAAGUAAAUUACAUACAAGAACUGGAUUACUAAGCAAUAAUAAUAACGUUACUGAUAACAACUAAAGUCAUAAACGGUUCAUGUUUCGAACUCUUAUCGUAAACGACUUCCACCACUGGCUAUAACAACCGUCCAUAUCCUUCUCAUAUACCCGCAUAGUUUCGUAGAAGGUUACGUAAAAAUCCUGUUACACCCACGCGAAUAGCUGCUGGCAAUUACUGUAUGAUUUGUGGCUGAAUUUGUUUGACGUUUACGUACACAUUGACUGAUAAACAGUUAUUAAAGUAAUGUUUAUUUCGACGUUUUAUACCCGUCAACAUUGAAUAAAUUAAAUUGCAACUCGUUAUUUAAACGACGAUAUUCCAACGAUCGUGGGCAUGGUAACGAAUCCAUAAAAAGACGUUUUUGACAGUGACGUUUUUUUUAGAACGACAGCGCGGUAUGGUCUGAAGAAUUAUUUGCCUCGCUCUUAUAAACACUUUUGAUAUAGUGUAAAGGUUUACCGCCACGAUACGAUUACCGACCACUAAAUCAGAAGUUGAUUCUGCCACAUAAAUGAAAAUUAACGUUUGUAAUUAUAGUGCCUAAUGGCUUUCAACCGAGACGCACUUGAUCGUGACCUAUCAAUAAAUGUUCCUGUGUCUCCUCCACGUCGAACGAGUCGCUUUAUUAUUGAUCGUGCAACAUUUAAACUUUUUGCCAUCUGAUUUGUACAAGGUUCACAUUCGAACAUGGUUAAAUCGCAAGGUCUGUCUUUUACUUUUUUAGCCACUACAUCAUUGGUUAUCUCUUCUUUUCGGCAGAUUUAUGACAUACAGGUUGUGUUUUGACUUACACAUGUACGCGAGUAAUUUUACAAAAUGAAACUGCGCGGAAUUAGUGCACAGAGCGCAUGAAAAAUUCGUAGCGGUGGCUUUGGUUUGUACCAGUAAUAAUCAUUAUUUUACUGUUACUUGGUACCAUGAUAUAAACAGUUUGGCUGGGUUUGCAUGCUCAAAAGCGGUAGUUCGGGGUGAAGUGUUUCUUUGUCCAGUCAGUGCAAAAUUGAAAACGUCCUCUGAUGCAACACUGUAGUUACUAGAGAUGUAUGAUUCUUAUCAACUUGUCAGAGUCGAUUCAUGACGCAUCGUUAACUUAUAUUAUCUUA
Messenger RNA from Ruditapes philippinarum (Manila clam), 3657 nucleotides. Its product is annotated as protein white-like. Gene Ontology annotation, cellular component: plasma membrane. Gene Ontology annotation, molecular function: ABC-type transporter activity; ATP hydrolysis activity; ATP binding. The coding region runs from base 106 to 2028 and encodes 640 amino acids. The record is from RefSeq and is a predicted model, not a curated record. The transcript is spliced from 19 exons. Lineage: Eukaryota; Metazoa; Mollusca; Bivalvia; Venerida; Veneridae.